AUAAGGGUUUCCUCUCGCCGCCUUUGUUCCCUCGAACUGGGUCUGGGACGGCUACCUUGCGAGCCGAAGAGCUGCGGCGGGCGGUUGGUCUGUCUCGCGCCCCGGCCUUUGGUGUGGAGGAGGCCCCUCCCCCCUCAACGGGUUCUGUGGGACUGUGCGGGGACAUUUUAAUUUAGUCACCAAAAUGCAGCUGCCUCUCUGAGCUGGUAUAGUGGCGGAGGGGCUGGGAGGCCCCUGUUUGGCAUUGGCAAGGGCCGGGCCAGCACAGGUCCUUCACGCUGCUGCGGCAGGGGAACUGUCGCUUGGGUCUAUUUCAAAGGAAGAGGAAUGAUAUUCCUGAAAUUUCUUGGGUUUCUCACCUUUCUGCUUUUGCCAUGAUCAAAUGUUUGGUGGAAGAUGUACGCACCAGGUUACGCUCUGGAGUGGCCAUCAACUCACUGGCCCAGUGUGUUGAAGAGCUUGUCCUCAAUAGCAUUGAUGCUAAAGCAACAUGCGUGGCCAUACGGGUGGAUUUGGAAACUUUCAAGGUCCAAGUGGUGGACAAUGGCUCUGGGAUGGGGAGAGAGGACCUAAAUAAAGUGGGUAAUCGAUAUUUCACUAGUAAGUGCAAUUCAGUGGAGGAUUUAGAGAAUCUGAAGUUCUAUGGUUUCCGAGGGGAAGCUGUGGCCAGCAUAGCAAAUAUGGCCAGCAUAGUGGAAAUUUCAUCCAAGACCAACAAUACAGUGAAAACCUUUAUGAAACUGUUUCAGAAUGGGAAAGCACUGGAAGUCUGUGAGGCUGAAUUGACUAGACCAAGUGGUGGAACAACAGUGACUGUGUAUAACCUGUUCCACCAGUUACCAGUGAGGAAAAAGUGCAUGGAUCCCAUGCUGGAAUUUGAGAGGGUGAGGCAGAAGAUAGAGGCUCUUUCUCUCAUACAUCCUUCCAUCUCAUUUUCCUUAAGAAAUGAUGCUUCCUGUUCUAUGAUGCUUCAUCUACCAAAGACAAAAGAUAUGUGUUCCCGUUUUUGUCAGAUUUAUGGACUGGGAAGAACACAGAAAUUACGAAAAAUAAAUUAUACAUCUGGGGAGUUUGAGUUAAGUGGCUAUAUCAGUUCUGAAGGGCAUUACAAUAAAAAUAUGCAGUUUUUGUUUGUGAAUAAUAGACUGGUUUUAAAAACAAGAUUGCAUAAACUCAUGGACUUUUUAUUAAGGAAAGAAAGUGUAAUUUGCAAGGCAAAAGGUGGCCCUGCCAACAGACAAAUGAGUUCAAGUCCUGUUCGGCAUCGUGGCCCAGAGCUCUAUGGAAUCUUUGUUAUCAAUGUGAAGUGUCCUUACUGUGAAUAUGAUGUGUGUCUGGAACCUGCAAAAACUCUGAUAGAAUUCCGCAAUUGGGAUGCUCUUUUAGCUUGCAUUGAGGAAGGAGUGAAAACAUUUUUAAAACAAGAACACUUAUUUGUUGAACUGUCUGGUGAAGACAUAAAAGAAUUUAAUGAAGACAAUGGCUUUAGUUUGUACAGGACCGGAACUCUGCAUACUGCACUCUCUGAAGUAAAGAGCAUACAAGACAAUUUUAAGAAAACAUGUGAUGAUAUUGUAGAUUCCUAUGAAACUUUUAAUUUGCAAUCAAAAGCUGUCAAAAGAAAAGUGACUAUUCAGGAAAAGUCUUCAGAUCUCAUAGGUUCAAAUGGUAAUGCUGGAGAAAAGGAAGUCUCCCCAGGUCUGAUCAUUGCUGAACCAGCUGACGCAGCGAGUCCUCUGCUCAACAAAGAAGGCACCAAUUCUGAUUUCUCAGAAUCAGAUAUCUCAGAACAAGAGCCAAAAGAGUUCAGCAAUCCCAAAAUGGUGUUUGUGAGCCGCAAGUCUUCAGAAAAUCUCUAUGGGGAGUCCAGGUCAGAAAGAGUAGAAAUAGACAGUUAUGCUAAAAUGCCACAUUGUACUGAGAAUUGUGUGGAAGAUGCAAAAACACAGGAGGACAGCGCAGCUCAGAAAAGCAGCAUCAACAUUGCCUUUGGAAAUGGUGUCACUCAGGGGCAGCAUGAGAGAGUUGAAGAUACAGCUGAUGGACCAGAACUUCUUUGGGGGAGAGUAUUGAUGGGAAUGUCUGAUGUGAUGAAAGAAGACAGUAGAAAAAAUAAAGGGCCAAAUAAUGAUGGUGGAGGAAAGGUUGUUAGAUCUGUACCACUGAAGUUGUGUUCCACAGGCCUUAUAACUCAUGUGAUGCAAAAUCAGCCACCGCGUGAACAAACUGAAAUGAAUUGCUCAUUAAACAUGCAUUCUAAACCUGGUCCUGUAAGUGCCAAGGACAUAUUUGGAAACAAGAUGAGCUUUUCAGUUCAGAGUCUAAAUGUUCAGGAUAUUUCUAGUAUUUUAAAUAAAGAGUAUACUACACUACCCAAUAGAGAAGUAUGCAGAGCAUAUGCAUAUGAGUGGUUAGAAAAUGAGACUGUAUCAGGCCAGAAGAAUGAGGAGGUAGCUUCCAUUACUGCACGAGGUAGAAGGGAGUGUGUAACAUCACACACUAGAGAGUUGCUUCCCGUCACUUCCUUGAGUUUUCCUCAUAAUGAACAUAAUCCAAGCAACAGAAGGCAAAUGGUUGAGCUAUCUGUUACGCCCAGAACUCAAGCCUAUAAGAAGCUGAGUUUGUCCAUACAGUUGGGGUCUUUAGAGCGAUUCAGGAGACAUUAUGGGAAGGUCAGGAGUGUUCCAUCAGUAUCUAUUCCAGAGAAGAGGAGUGAAUUUGAACCUCCAGAUGUUCUUGGUUCUCUAGCUGAUCUUGACAGCUUGAAGAAUCAGAAUAACAAUUUUGAAUGUGUUAACAUUUGUGAAACUCAAGUUCUGGAACAUGCUGAUUGUAAUAAUAGUUGCCAAGCUGGUUGCCUCCUUUCCUUGGAGAGGUCUCAGUUCUGUGGGAAAGAAACUUUGUUAGACAGAAAAGCUCCUUGCGUGAGAGAGAGUCCUAUGACAUUGACUGACUACUCUCAAAUAAGAAGAAAAGACCUAAGCAGCAGUAGAUUACUGGGAUCACUAGCUUCUAAACUGUCCAGAAUGAAGGGUGACCACAAGGAAGUUUUAGCUACAGAAGUUGUGGGACAAGUUGAUGAACAAUUCCAAACAGAUUCAAGCAGAAAAGGUGACACAUUGCAUCUUUUGUCUCAAACUGAUGAUUUUUUGCAGAGCUCUUAUCAAAUGUGCCAAAGCACCUCACAAGAAGCAGGGAUAGACGAUUGCAUCCUUGCGUCUGCCUCUGAUGAGCAGGAUGCUCCCUCCAAAAUGUAUAGUACAAGAGGAGGGACCAUGGAAAAUGCUCUGAACCAGUCACUGCUCAUCAACACAGAUGGGGAGUACAUGGCCCCCACAAGCAGUGGUUUGGCAUUACAAAGUGAAAAGUGUUAUUCUGAAGACAUCUGUAAAGAUGGAAAGAUUGUGGCUGUAUCUUCAAAGCAGACUUCAGAAGCCACUGAGCUUUCCAGUGUAACUUUUUCAAGUAGUUUGGAAGUACUUGGAGAUGUUAAAAAUGCAGUUCAGUCUAAAAAUGAGGAAUCAAUAUUGUGUUCUGUCUGGAUGCAACACUUUGAUGUUUCACUGGGUAAGAUGGUAUACGUCAAUAAAAUGACUGGACUAAGCACCUACAGUACUCCUCCAACUGAAGAACUUCAGGCUGCUUGUACUAAAGAUAUAACUACAAUGGCUGUGAAUGUUGUCUUACAGAGUGGGUUUCAGUGCAGGUGCCAUCCUUUUAGAAGUGAGCUUGUUCUACCCUUCCUUCCUAGACCUCGGGAAGAGAGGAUUCUGGCAAGCCAGGAUUUCAGAGAUGCUGAUGGGGAGUCUCUCCAGUCCUUGUUUUCAGAGUGGGACAAUCCUGUAUUUGCUCGCUGCCCAGAGGUUGCUGUUGAUGUGAGCAGUGGCCAGGCUGGGAGUCUGGCUGUGAAAAUUCAUAAUAUCUUAUAUCCCUAUCGUUUCACCAAGGAGAUGAUUAAUUCAAUGCAGGUUCUUCACCAAGUGGACAAUAAAUUUAUUGCUUGUUUAAUCAACACUAGGAGUGAAGUGAAUGCAAAUGCAGAUGGAAAUCUGCUGGUGUUGGUGGAUCAGCAUGCAGCCCAUGAGCGUAUCCGCUUGGAGCAACUUAUUGCAGAUUCCUAUGAGAAGCAGCGUGAAGAAUCUGGCAAGAAGAAAUUGCUGUCCUCCACCAUCUGUCCCCCACUGGAGAUUGAGGUAACAGAGGAGCAGAGAAGACUCUUACGGUGCUGCCACAAAAGCCUGGAGGAAGUAGGCCUUGAAUUAUCAUUUCCAGAGAACAACAGCUCCCAGAUUCUAGUUGGGAAAGUCCCCCUGUGUUUUAUGGAGAGAGAGGCCAAUGAAUUACGACGGAAAAGACAGCCUGUGGCUAAAAGCAUUGUGGAGGAGUUGAUUCAAGAACAAGUUGAGCUAUUGCAGACCACAGGAGGCGCACAAGGGACGCUCCCACUAACCUUUCUAAAGGUGCUGGCUUCCCAAGCAUGCCAUGACAUGUUGCAUAGUGCAUUAACAUUCCCCUCAUGGCCAAAGGGCAAAUGUGGAUUGGUGGGAUUGUUUCAAUGGCACAUCACUAGAGUCUCCAAGUCGCAGACUGCGUACAAGAUUGCUUUUAGCUAGAAGAGCAGGACAAGUGCCAUCUCUGAACUGCAGGAUACAAGCUGCUAAGGUGAGAAAUAAAUGAGACCAUAGAUUCUCACACCCUCUGGUGUUUAGGAAAGAUAAAGGUUAUUAAAGUACCAGAGAGACCUUACUAUCCUGCCUGGAUUUGCAGUGGUUGCAUUAAAUGCCCAGAUGUGGGAAAGAGUGGAUGAUUACUGAGGUGGUACUCAAUCUCUAAAUAGCAUAUGGGGUGGGUGUUCAGUCUUUCUCUGUUUGGUAGCUCCUCAUUUGUGGAAUGGCCUUGUUUUCAGCUCUGGAGGAAGCUGCUCAUGUGCCUUGAGAUGGAACAACUGUAGCAUCUGGGAAGCAAGGAAAUAGUUGCCCUGCCAUCUAGCAGCCUCAGACUAGACCAAGCAGCUUAGGCUAUGGAAAAGGUUGUGUGUGUGUGUGCCAGGAAGGCUUCUUGAGGGAAGUCUGAUUAACUGGAGCUAAAUCUGAAGUCUAGUGUACUAUGCUGCUGGUUUGUGGUCUCAGGGUGCGGGAGGAAGUGGGAGCUGCCCCAUAUUAACUUGCUAUGCUGUCCAUAGUUCCCAGAGGGGGGCUUGUUAGCUGAACUGAACUCUUGCCAGCACAUGCUAUAAUUCGCCUCUCU
Molecule: messenger RNA, 5247 nt
Organism: Caretta caretta (loggerhead turtle)
Lineage: Eukaryota; Metazoa; Chordata; Testudines; Cheloniidae
Source: RefSeq, a predicted model, not a curated record